Cladocopium goreaui is the source of this 1025-nucleotide messenger RNA. NCBI's taxonomy places the organism in Eukaryota, Dinophyceae, Suessiales, Symbiodiniaceae. The record is from the annotation of a GenBank genome assembly.
CGGCUCCAAUGGGUUUGCGCACGCUGCUGUUGGCAGUUGCGGGCAUCAAUCUGUCGACAUUUUGUUUUCAACGUGCAUUUCUGCAUGGAAGGUCAUUGCGCCCUUUGAAAUUUCGUUGGUCCCAAACGAAAAAACUUGUGAUGAAAAGAACCCGCGAGUCAGACAAUGACGAGUCAGGGCCGCCGCGCAUGGCUAAAGAUGCAGCGUGUGCCGAAAGAGUGCAAUCUGCUUGGCGUGCUGAUCCUCGUCUUCAGGGCAUUGGGCCGUUUGCCAGUGAAGCCCUGGUGUACCAGGAUGAGGAGGGUUCCCGGCGGCUGCACGGCCGGCUUGUGCGGCCGGCAGCUCCAAAUGGUGCCGGGGUGGUUGUUGUGCACACUGCAGUUGGCCCUCGCGAUUUGUACUUGCAUUGGCGCGCGGAAGUUCUGGCUGCCGGUGGUUAUACAGUCCUGAUUGCAGACUUGCUUGGUGAUGAGUAUGGACAAGGUUGGGAGCCGGAGUGGAAUAGCAAAGCGCGAGAGCCUCUCAAUGAUAGAGCGUUGAGUCGAAAGAGGAUGCAAGCCUCAGUUGCAGCGCUGGCAGCUGUAGAAGGAGUUGACCCCAAGCGAAUUGCAGCCAUUGGGUAUUGCUUUGGUGGCAGAACUGUCUUGGACUUGGCCCGUGCGGGUUCCUUUGCUGGAAUUUCAGCUGCAGUCUCAUUCCAUGGCAUCCUCGAUGACGGGGUCAUAGCCUCGGAGGACAUGUCCCACCCGGAUGCGCCGCAAGUGCUCAUUUGCCAUGGUGAUGCGGAUCCUUUCAUCAGUGCGGAAAAUCGUGCAGCGUGUGAAGAGCAGCUCCGGAGAUGCAAAGCUCGCUGGGACAUGUUGGUGCUGGGAGGUGUUCGACAUGGAUUCACAAAUCCUGCGCAGGCCUUGAAUCCGAACCCGGCCUUUGGAUAUUCCGCCAGGGCGGCCUCGGUCUCGUGGAAGGCGGCAGAGGAUCUCCUCGCAGAGUCACUGAGAUGAGCGACUGGCGGUUGCAGCGGAAAA